AUGGUCGUAUUCAAGUCCAAGAGGGAGAUUGAUAUCCCUCGCCUCGAUCUGCUAUCGCUUUUGUUCGACUCAGACUGGUGCUUGGCGCUGGAGGAGACCAAAAUCCAUGUGCAAGCUGCCAAUCCGGCAAACAGCAUCACCAAAGCCGAGAGCCGCAAAUUGCUGAAACGUGUUGCCUAUGUGCUUCGACACCAGUUCGGCAUCGGCGCCUCAGGGCCAGGUACGGAUGUUGUUCUCACGGUGCUCAGUGGGAGUCCGUUUGCUCCCGUCUUCUUCUACGGCAUCGUCGCUGCUGGGGGCAUCUUUUCGGGUGCGAGCACAGAGUACCGAGUGGAAGAAUUGACCCGUCAAAUCGAGGACGGAAAGGCCACUUUGUUGGUGUGCUCGCCAGAAUGUGAAGCUCGCGUGGUUCAAGCGGCCGAAGCCUGUGGCAUUGCGCGGGACAGGAUUUUGAUUCUGGACGGCACGAUACCACACAGCUGGAAAUUGAUCUCUGUGGCGGACCAGUCCGACCUGCUCGAGCGAAGCGGUGGCAAGAUGCUGGACUGGCAGCGCAUCACAGACCAGCGGACUCUGGAGAAAGUCACGACAUGCUUGUUGUAUUCAUCCGGGACGACCGGUCUGCCGAAAGGCAUCCGACUAUCUCACUGGGCUCUUGUGUCAAACAAUGUUUGCACCAUGGACGUUGCGCGCCGCUACAGAGCGCACUGCCAAAAAGAAGGACGAAAGUUCGCUUUCAAUACUAUAGCACAUCUGCCCAUGUCCAACAUUGCCGGCAUCAGCCUGUAUUCAACGAAUCCGUUCUACAUGGGCGGCACAACUUGGUGGAUGGAAAAGUAUGACUUCGAUUCGUUUCUCGAAUAUCACCGCCGCUAUCGCCCAGCGUACCAGUUCAGCGUGCCGCCGGUGUGGUUACGCAUUGCGAAAAGCGACAAGGUGACUGAUCACUUCGAUGCUCUUCAGGUUGCCGUCACCGGUGCGGCGCCGAUCGGAGAAGACAUUGUGAGGGAGGUAAGGAAGAAGUUGGGUCGAGGCCAGGCGCACAUGGCUCAAACGUGGGGAACGACGGAGACAACAGGAGUGAUUACUGCAACUGACUGGCCUGCCUAUGCGAAGGACGGGACGUGGAGCGUGGGCGAGCUAUGUCCCAACGUCACACUCCGAGUCGUCGAUGAGGACGGUCAGGAUCUCCCCGAGGGUCAACGAGGAGAGCUGCUCGUCGGAGGUCCCAUCCUCGCCCAAGCAUACCACAACAGGCAACAGGCCACCAUGGAAUCGUUUCAGGACGGCUUCUAUCGCACGGGAGAUAUCGGGACUUACACGGACGGGCAUGUGCGUAUCGUGGACCGCAAGAAAGAACUCAUCAAGUACAAGGGCUCUCAAGUUGCCCCUGCAGAGCUCGAAGCGCUCCUCACUUCUCAUCCUCGGAUUGCAGACGCAGCGGUCAUCGGCCUCUGGGAUGAGCAACAACAAACAGAAGUGCCGCGCGCAUACGUGGUUUCCCGGCCACAGACUGUGGGCGGAUCCAUCACAGCUCAAGAGGUCGCCGACUUUGUCAAAAGCAAAGUCGCAAGUUACAAGCAACUGCGAGGAGGUGUGUUCUUUGUCGACGAGAUACCGAAGAGCGCGUCUGGCAAGAUACUGAGAAAGGAGCUGCGGUCAAGAAUAAAGCCGUCAUCCUCCAUACAAGCAAAAUUAUAG
Messenger RNA from Fonsecaea multimorphosa CBS 102226, 1701 nucleotides. RefSeq lists its product as uncharacterized. Bases 1 to 1701 code for a protein of 566 amino acids. Gene Ontology annotation, biological process: secondary metabolic process. The record is from RefSeq and is a predicted model, not a curated record. NCBI's taxonomy places the organism in Eukaryota, Fungi, Ascomycota, Eurotiomycetes, Chaetothyriales, Herpotrichiellaceae. The transcript is spliced from 2 exons. Gene Ontology annotation, molecular function: CoA-ligase activity.